AAUGAUAAAGGUCUAUAAUCCUGAGUUGCUUAUUUCUGAUGCAUAGGAUAAAUUAACAUAAUUAGUUAGGGAUGACUUUAAGCCCUUUAUCCUUAGAUGUGAAUAGCAUAAGUUAUGUGUCUUAGAAAAUGAAAACUUAAUUCUUUUCUCUCUUCUUUUCGAUAAAUGUUAACCAAUUAUUGAUGAAGCAUAAUUGUAUAAAUGAUUAUAAUAAAUAAGAACGAUUACAUUUGUAAGUUAGAAAGAUGAAUCAAAAAUUAUAGCAAUUAAGUUUAUAGACAAAAAAAGAAUGUCUUAUUUACAACAUAAUGUAAAUCAAUCUCAUGAUAUUUAGAUAAAUUCAAGGAAAACCUAUACAAAGUAUAUGGGACCAUUGGCAUAUCAACCAGUAAGAAAAGAAAGAACAUCAUUAUUAAGUACAGAAUCACCAGAAUAGAAUUUUCGAGGAAUAUUAAAUCUGGCAAUAUUGAUAUUAAUAGCUAAUCAUAUUAGAUUAAUAUUCGAGAAUUUUUAAAAGUAUGGUUUGUUAAUAACAAAUGUAUUUUGGAAGUUUGAGAUGAUGCAUAUCAAUGGUAAUCCAAUUAUGUAAGCUUUAUUAAUGUUAUUAAUUAAUGUAUUGACUGGAUUUGGAAUUCAAUAUUUAUAAUUUAAAAGAGAUAUUAAUACAGGCAUUAUUAGAGCUUUUAAUAUUAUCAAUAUUGUAUUGACUAUUAUAAUACCUUGUUAUUUAAUUUAAGGAUCACAUCCAGGAUUAAAUUUGAAUUUUUUAGGUGUUUAAUUCAUAGUCUUUAUGAAAUUGAUAAGUUAUGCUCAUUUUUUAAGAAAUACUUACUUUUAUAUUUAAAGAAUAAAGUUAGUAAAAAAUAAGAAAGUACCACUUGAUAAUUUCUUUGCUGAAUAUGAAGUCAACAAUGAAAAUCUAAAGAUUUUAGAAAAAUACUCCUAAGAUUAAUCUAAAAUAUUAGAUUUUAAACAUUUCUUAUAUUUUUUAGCUGCUCCUACAUUAUGUUUCUAAUUAUCAUACCCUAGAACAUAAUCAAUUAGAAAAGUUUGGUUGAUCAAGAGAAUAAUUGAAUAUAUUUUUGUUAUUCUCUUUUUAGUAAUUAUUUGGUUCCAAUACACAGAACCAUUAGUAGAGAAUACAUAUAAAAUGUUAUCAAAGGCUCCAACUUUAAUGAUUCUUGUUGAUAGAUUAUUAAAGUUAGCCAUACCCAAUACUUAUAUGUGGAUAGCACUAUUUUAUGGAUAAUUUUAAUGUUUUUUAAAUAUCACAGCAGAACUUUUAAGAUUUGCAGAUAGAGAAUUUUAUAAAGAUUGGUGGAACUGUAAAAAUCUUGAAGAAUAUUGGAGAUUAUGGAAUUUGCCUGUUCAUCAUUGGUUAGUUAGUAUAAUAUUAUAAUUAAAAUAGGACAUAUAUAUUUUCCAUGUCUAAAAUCUGGUAUGAGUAGAACUACUUCAAAUAUGUUAGUAUUCUUAGUAUCAGCUUUAGGUCAUGAAUAUAUUGUAAGUGCAUCAAUUGGUGUUAUAGAAGCUUGGGCAUUUGUAGGAAUGUUUGCAUAAGCACCAUUUAUGUUAUUAUAAAAGAAAUUAGAGAAGGUAAAUAUUAGAUAAUAUAAUUAGUUACUUAAAUUAUAAGAUUCUUAAUUGGGAAAUCUAAUGUUUUGGAUGACUUUUUGUUUUAUUGGUUAACCAUUAAUGAUUUUUGUGUAUUACUUUAGAUAUUUAGAAAAGAUAGGUCAUCCAAUAUGA
Molecule: messenger RNA, 1749 nt
Organism: Paramecium pentaurelia
Lineage: Eukaryota; Ciliophora; Oligohymenophorea; Peniculida; Parameciidae
Source: the annotation of a GenBank genome assembly